Filobasidium floriforme is the source of this 723-nucleotide messenger RNA. RefSeq lists its product as uncharacterized. The coding region runs from base 128 to 607 and encodes 159 amino acids. Lineage: Eukaryota; Fungi; Basidiomycota; Tremellomycetes; Filobasidiales; Filobasidiaceae. The record is from RefSeq and is a predicted model, not a curated record. The transcript has 4 exons.
CAGUAGCAACUACUUUGAUACACAUUCGAUUCUAGUCUUGCUUUGUUCUCGUUCUCGGCCACACUCUUUUCACCCUACGCUCGUUCCGCAACUACACUCGUUUCACUAACCCAUCCCGAUCGAAAACAUGAAGGCUUCUACCAUCCUGACCACCCUGACCAUGCUCGGCGUCGCCGCUGCUGCCGCCGUCACCCCCGUCUCCAGAGCUCUCGCACCCCGACAGUCCGCCACCCUUGAUUUCUGCUGUCCCGCUGAAGAUGCGACACCGGAGGGUGUCAUGGGAUUCGUCCUUGACCCCAACACUUCUUUCCCUCAAUGCGGAUACAUCGCCGAAGGUGCUCCUCCUGGCAACUACGAGCAGGACGCUGGCUUUGAGGGAGGUACCGCGGGCGGGUGUCUCUACAACGACGACGGUACCCUCCAGCAAGACCGUAACGCCGGUUUCUGUCCCCAAUCCGCCGUCUCUUGUACCGUUGCCAAACGGGACUUUGCCCGACGCAAGCUCGCCGCUCAACGACCUUCUGCCAAGAUGGUUAGGAGCGAAAUGUCGGACGAGCUCGUCGCCAAGCGAGGAGUUUGGAACCAGAAGAAGAGGGCUUCCGCAUAGGCUCAGAAGGAGGAGCGAUUGCAACGCGGUUUGCUUAUAUAGAGGAACUUCGUAUGGGGUUGUACCGACAUGGAAAACAGGACUGCCUUCUUUCUUCGCUGUAGCUUGACUUUUGA